Miscanthus lutarioriparius is the source of this 4353-nucleotide messenger RNA. NCBI's taxonomy places the organism in Eukaryota, Viridiplantae, Streptophyta, Magnoliopsida, Poales, Poaceae. The record is from the annotation of a GenBank genome assembly.
GAGGACGAAGAUUACAUUGCUGCUGAAGAAGUAAAGGAUGAUGAAACAACUUUGUCUGAAGAGGAAGAAUUGGCAAAGAAAGAAGAUCCUGAUCAUCUGGAAGAGAUUAAGUUACUGCAGAAGGAGAGUGAGAUACCACUAGAAGAACUUCUCAUGAGAAAACCGAAAGAUCAUGAAACAGCGGAGUUGGAGAAUUCACCCCAUUUUGUUGAAGAGGUCAAUACUGACAUGUCUUUGGAUGAUCAAUCUGUGAACAUUUUGGAAGCGAAAAGUGAUAUAUUUGUGGAUCACCAAUCCAGGGAUGUGCUGGAAACUGAGCACAAGGCUCUACAAUCAGAAAUCGAUGUGGUGGAAACUGAGCAGGAGGCAUUACAAUCAGAAAUUGCAUCAGAGCCUUGUGCUCAACAAAAUUUUGUGGAAGAGAAUAAUCUCACUGAUGUUAAGGCAGUCCAUGGAGAUAAGAGUGAUGAUGUAAUUGCUGAUGCUGCAGCUGCUGCAAGAUUAGCACAACCAACUGGCAACACCUUCUUGACUACAAAAGUGCGCACGAAAUUCCCAUUCCUUCUUAAGCAUUCUCUUCGUGAAUACCAGCAUAUAGGGCUGGAUUGGUUGGUUGCUAUGUAUGAGAAGAGGCUUAAUGGAAUUCUAGCAGACGAAAUGGGUUUAGGCAAGACAAUCAUGACUAUCUCCUUGCUUGCACACCUUGCGUGUGAGAAGGGGAUAUGGGGUCCUCAUCUUAUUGUCGUGCCGACUAGUGUUAUGCUAAAUUGGGAGACUGAAUUUCUUAAGUGGUGUCCUGCUUUUAAAAUACUGACUUAUUUCGGAAGUGCAAAGGAGAGAAAGCAGAAACGUCAGGGCUGGAUGAAACCAAAUUACUUCCAUGUUUGCAUCACAACAUAUAGGCUUGUCAUUCAGGACUCUAAAGUGUUUAAGCGAAAAAAGUGGAAGUAUCUUAUUCUUGAUGAGGCUCAUCUGAUAAAGAACUGGAAAUCACAGCGUUGGCAGACUUUGCUCAACUUUAAUUCAAAGAGACGUAUUCUUCUGACUGGAACUCCACUGCAAAAUGACCUUAUGGAACUUUGGUCCCUCAUGCAUUUUCUGAUGCCUCAUGUAUUUCAGUCUCAUCAAGAGUUCAAGGAUUGGUUCUGCAAUCCAAUUUCUGGGAUGGUGGAAGGCCAAGAUAAAGUCUGUAACCAUCCAGAUCUUUUUGAAGGUCGCCCAAUAAUAAGCUCAUUUGAUAUGGCUGGGAUUAACAUGCAGCUCAGCUAUUCAGUCUGCAUGCUCCUUGAUAAGAGUCCAUUUUCUCAGGUGGACCUGUCUGAUAUGAAUUUUGUGUUUACUCAAAAUGAAUUUAGCAUGAGUUCCUGGGAAGCUGACGAGGUCAUCUCUGCCUUUCCUUCAAGUAUCACCUCCAGGAAUUGUGACUUGGAUAUUUUUUGCUCUAAUAAGGAUCAUGAGGGAAAUAUUCUUGAUAAGAGGAACAACCCUUUGUGCCACUUGGGCUAUUCAUCAAGCCUUGCAGAUCUUGUUCUUCCAUCUGUGGAACGCUUUCAGAAAAUGCUUGAUAUUGUUGAAUCAUUUACAUUCGCAAUUCCUGCUGCUCGAGCUCCUCCACCUGUUUGCUGGUGCAGCAAAGGAAAGUCUCCUGUUUUUAUUGAUCCGGAAUAUAGAGAAAAAUGCAUGAACAAGUUUUCUCCCACUCUGUCUCCUAUAAGGUCUGCUAUUGUUCGUCGUCAAGUCUACUUUCCUGAUAGGCGUUUGAUCCAGUUUGAUUGUGGGAAGUUGCAGGAACUUGCAAUUCUGUUAAGGCGUUUGAAAUGGUUCUACUCCCCUGAAGAGAGGCAGACUCUGAUGCAGAGGUUCAACACAAACCCAAAGUUUUUCCUUUUCAUUUUGUCCACUCGUAGUGGUGGUGUGGGAAUCAACCUUGUAGGUGCAGACACUGUGAUCUUCUAUGACAGUGACUGGAACCCUGCAAUGGACCUACAAGCACAGGACAGAUGCCACAGGAUUGGUCAGACUCGUGAAGUUCACAUAUAUAGACUCAUUAGUGAAAGCACUAUAGAGGAGAACAUUCUCAAGAAAGCAAAUCAGAAACGAGCUCUUGAUGAUUUAGUGAUACAACGUGGUAGCUACAAUACGGAAUUCUUCAAGAAACUUGAUCCUAUGGAGUUCUUUUCCGGGCACACGUCUCUCCAUGCGGAAGAUCAGGAGAAGAAUUGCUCUACAACCGCGGGAGCUUCAAAUGAUGUGGAUCUGGCUCUGUCAAAUGCAGAUGUUGAAGCAGCUAUCAGACAGGCAGAAGAUGAAGCUGACUAUAUGGCUCUCAAGAAGCUGGAGGAGGAAGAAGCCGUGGACAAUCAAGAAUUCAGUGAGGAGGUUGCCGGCAGACCAGAGGAGGAUGAAUUGGUUAAUGAGGAGGAUGGAAAACCUGAUGAGCACAUUAAUGAAGAACACAAAUACAACUCUUCUGAUGUAGAGAAGGAGAAGCACAUUACUUUGUCUACCAAGCGAUUGAGCGAUGAAAAGGCUCUUACAUUGGCAGGUGAUGAAGAUACUGACAUGCUUGCUGAUGUGAAACAGAUGGCAGCUGCAGCAGCUGCAGCAGGGCAAGCAAGUUCAUCUUUUGAGAACCAGCUCCGGCCAAUUGAUAGAUAUGCAAUGCGCUUUAUGGAACUCUGGGAUCCAGUAAUUGACAAAGCUGCUGUGAAUCAUCAAGUAAAUGUUGAGGAGGAAGAAUGGGAGCUUGAUCGUAUUGAAAAACUCAAAGAGGAUUUGGAAGCAGAAAUUGAUGAAGACCAAGAACCACUGUCUUAUGAAUCAUGGGAUGUUGAUUUUGCUACAACAGCCUAUCGGCAACAUGUUGAGGCUUUAGCUCAAAAGCAGUUGUUGGAAGAACAGGAAAGACAGGCCCAGGAAGCAGCAAAAGAGUUGGAGGAGAAGAAUGAUAAUAUGAGCAUGCUAUGUGCCCACAUUAUUUCUAAUGGAUCAGUCACCGUGAGAAAGUCAAAAAAAGAACAAAAAAAGACAGGCAAAUUCAAGUCCCUGAAAAGAGUGCGUUUGUCGUCUGAAUCAGAAGUCGUACUGGAGGAAACCUCUGUAGAUACAAUGAGCAUUGAUGACAAUGCACCCUCACCUGAGCUUAUAAGUGAUGAAUCGCCACACCAUUAUUCUAACAAGCGUAAGAAGAUUAUGUCUGCUACUGAGGAAGAUAGUAACAGCAGAAGUUUAAAGAAGUUUAAGAAAACUACUAAGUCAAGUUUUAUUUCUGAAGCCUUGUCACCUAGGCUGAAGGAGGAUCUCAAUGAUUCAGAUCCAAAAUCAAUGGCUAGAACUAAAAGUGAUGGCAGAAUUUCCAUCCCCUGCAUGCCAGUAAAACGGGUUAUUGUAAUAAAGCCUGAGAGAUUGAAAAGGAAGGGAAUAUGGUCUCGAGAUUGUGCUUCAGACUCAUGGACAUCUGAGGAAGAUGCAGUUCUUUGUGGAACUGUGCAUGAGUAUGGUCCUCUUUGGGAAUUGGCAAGUGAUUUUCUUCAUUCCUUGCCAGGUGGGUCCUAUAGGGGAAGAUAUCAUCAUCCUGUGCAUUGCUGUGAGAGAUACAGAGAACUGUUCUGCAAACAUGCAAUAUCAGCAACAGAUAAUUCUAACAGUGAAAAGGUUCCUUCUGGGACUGGAAAGGCUAUACUUAGAGUAUCUGAGGAUCAAGCUCAGAUGUUGGUGAAUGUGACCAGUGAACUUCCUAACAAUGAAUUGCUUCUCCAGAAACACUUCAUGGUUGUAAUUUCGUCUGUCUGGAGAUCAAAAUGUCGCCGUGAUCCCUGCUGUUUUACGAAUACUUACUCUAGUGCAUUACAUAUGUUUUCUCCUGUGAAGAAGCCUGGUGGAUCAAGUGAGAACUGGCCCAUGAACCAUCCAAACAGGCUCCAGAGCCAGUGGAACAAUCGUUAUUGUCUGGACUUUCUUUUAGACAAGCUGAGAACCGACUCAGCUUUCCACAUAAAUGAUGCCACCCGCCAUAAAUCUGGUUCAAAGUCCAUAGGAAAGCACAAAGCAGCAUCGGAAUCUGGUAGACCUACCAAAUCCAAAGUCCAGAAGAUUACUGAAUCGCAUCAGGAAGGGCCAACUGUCAUGAGUAAUUUUCUCCAUAUGCCUGCUCAACUAUUGCCAAGUACAGCUGACUUCCACAUUAGUGACUCCCUAUCUGAAUUUGGUAUCAGCGAUUCUGAAUUCUACUACUCCGAGGAUCUCUUGCAAGAGGUCGACGAUCUCGAGUUCUUCCCAGAUCAGGGUGACUCUGGUCUCCUUCCUGGUAUUGAAGAGUUAGAACCUCUUUCAGAUUUCACAGAUAUCGGAUGA